UGAGACAAAACAACAUCCUAAAAUUUGAAUACAUCUGGCCUUGGUGAAUUUUACCCUGUUGAGGAAGUCAAAAGCUUGUGAUGAGUUGGGAGUCUCUCCAGAAACUAUCAUAGCUCAUUUGGGAUUUAACAUUACUAUGUGUUGAUGUUUAAGUUAAAUGGGAUUUUUUUUCCUUUGACAAAAAUGACACUGUACACCCACACAUAGCUCAUCAGUUUAAUAAAAUAACAAAACAACUGCCUGGUACAUCUGCCUUGAUUGUCAGAAGGUUGGUGUAAAUAUAAGCACAUCUGAAUCAAGCAAAUUCAGCAUGUUUGAGUCAGUGACUUCCUUCCGAAGACAGCUUCCUAUCUAGACCACCAAUGCCACCACUAAGUUCCUCUUAGGUUCUUCUGCUUCUUUAACUUGCCAUGGCUGAUGUUGAAAAGGUGAUCUAUACUUUUUUGGAAGUCUCCAUUGCUAUAGGAUGUUGCUUUGGCAACCUGCUGGUCUUCUGGGCUGUCUGGUCCAGGCGAGCUCUCCAACAGACCACAUUUUGUUUUGUCGUGUCGCUGGCAGUUGCAGAUUUUUUGGUGGGGGCUGUGGCUGUGCCUCUUGCCUUGGUAGUUGAUAUAGGUGUGGAGACUAGUUUCCACAGCUGCCUCUUUAUCAGCUGCGUGAUCAUCGUGUUGACCCAGGCAUCUGUACACUCCCUGCUGGCCAUCGCAGUCGACCGAUCCCUGCGUGUCUAUAACCCUCUCAGGUUCAGAGGAGAAGGCAAAAAACAACACUUGUGGGCAGCCAUCACAGUAUGUUGGAUCUCCGCUUCCAUACUGGGUCUCAUCCCUUUGUUUGGAUGGCACAAAGUUGACCUGACGACAAACACCAACUCAACCAUUAAGUGCCAAUUUGUCACAGUCAUAUCUAUGUCCUAUAUGGUCAACUUCAACUUUGUUGCCUGUAUACUUACACCCAUUGUCAUAAUGUUUGCCCUCUAUAUUUUUAUCUUUUAUACAAUAUCUAAACAACUGAGAAAUGGAGUCGGGAAAGCUGCGGAGUCCAGGUCGUUUUAUCGUAAAGAGCGAAAACUGGCCUGUUCACUAGCAUUGAUCCUGGUACUGUUUGCCGUGUGCUGGCUUCCACUUCACAUCAUGAAUACGGCUUACUCCAUCACAAAUCAACCUUUACCCCAUGUAGUCAUCCACAUAGGGGUACUCCUCUCGCAUGCCAACUCUGCAGUUAACCCAAUAGUGUACGCUUUCAAGAUCCCAAAGAUUAAGGCGGCAUAUAAAGCCAUCCUAAUUAAGUUAAUGUGCUUUAGAACAGUAGGCAGACCAGAGCAGCCAGACUUUGGAUAAUAACGCCAGCAGCAACUCAAACAGCAUUAUCAAAUGUACCAUGAAAAAAGUCCCACUCCACAGGUUGUUUGUACCAUAAAUCAGAAAGAUUAGCAUGUGUCUAUGGGUCUAUGCAUCAAACAAAAUAUACGCUAACCUUAUUAUGAACUGUUGAUACACUACCAGUCUAAAGUUUGGACACACUUUAUGGACAUAAAGUCUCUGGUAUGCUUUGGUUUUGUUCACAUGCCGUUCCAUGGUCGAGCUCUCAGUCUUUAAAAGUUUGCUCUAUAGGUCGCUUUUAAACUAGGGAAAGCUUGGAAGGAGCAUAUGACGCAUGGGAAUACGUAAGGUACGUUUGGAAGGCGUGUCCCACAGAGGAAGAGGCAUUUUUUUUCCCUCCAUGUUUUUUCGAUUUCACCGCACAACUACAGUAGUCCCGCUUUUCUGAGAUUCUCAUUGGUCAACGCAUGCCUACGUCAGAUUGCGUUCAGCAAAAGUUUAAAUGCUCUCAGUGGCUGAGCGUCGCUAUUGAAAAUCCUUGGGUUUUCCCUCUCUGACCAACCGAUUCACCAUCCCCAUUUCAAUCAAUGCUUUUGCAGCAUUCUCUGACACACCAUAAACUGUAGGUGUGUAGGCACUUUUAAGGCCUCUGAUCGGCCCCGGUCGACCGCGUUGCCUAUAUAAGCAAACUCCUGUGACUGUGAGCGAAUACGACUGCAUUCGACGCAUGCACACCGCGACUGCAUUGUGAUACUCUUUUAGCACAGACGAGGACUGUCCGCGUUGAACUCCCAAAGAAUACUUUGGUUAUCCGCAUUGCUGAUCACUCCGCCCACACAAAUUUCAUCAUCAGGACUGUCCGUGCGUGGCCUAGAUUUUCUGGACACACAAGGACUGUGCGCAUUGUCGGCGCAUACAUCAGCUGUUGACUGCACUAAAAGAGCAUCACAAAGCAGUUGAGUAAACUUUAAAAGGCAAUGCAGUUGACUUGGCACGAUCCGAUCUGGAAUGUAGAAAAACAAAAUAUAUCCGGGCCUUGUCGAGAAAAUCUGGGCAUGUCCACGUGGACUGUAUGACAGUCCACAUGGACUGUACUGAUGACGAAAUUUACGUCAUGCAUGCUGUGACAACAGAAAUGUACUUUGGCCUUUACUCUUUUUAAUCACAAGCACAUUAUUACGUGUUUGACGCAUAUGCACUACGAUUGUUUUGUGACUCUUUGUUACAGUCAACGGCAGGUGCACAUGCACAGAUGAGGACUGCAAAACCUGGGCUGUGAAACAGAAAGGAAUUUGUGAUGUAAAGUAUUAUACAUAGACAGAGUGUUUGCUUCUUUUUACCAGCUUCAAAGUACAUAUGAUAUACCUACAUCAAGUUACUUUAGGUUUCUACAUAUUCGGGAUUAUGUUAGAAAGCACAUCCUUAAAUUUGGGACUAUUUGUUAGCAUGAAACCCUUGAACUCAUUAACAAAUUGAAUCCACAUAGUCACGAAUACGUUGGUCAAAAGUUUUUCGAUGCCUCGCUGAGGAAUUUAAUAAGAACCUUGAACCAAAUCCCAUCAUAGCCAUCAUUUGAUGAACAAGCUCAUUGCAUUUAGAAAAUAAAAAUGAGAAGCAGUUUCUCUUAGUAUGGUUAUUGCAAAAAUAUGUGGAAGUCUGAAGCAAUAUCAACUUAGGAAAUGUGGAAGAGAAAAAGUGGAUGUGUAUUACAUUUAGGAAUGGUAUGAUGUCAGUGAUAAAGCUGACAUCUUUCAAAUGUUGACCAUUAGUACUGUCAAGAGUGAUUAUAACCAUGGACUGGACUUUGAAAAGUAUAAAUAAACAUGAAAAACUGGGCUGUACGCGGACUGGGUUGAUGAUGAACUUCGUACGUGGGACGUACUGGCAUGCGGAAAACCGAAGUAUACUUUGACCUUCGGUCACUUGACAUGUUUUAAUUGAUUGGAUUGUUAUCUGAUUGGGAUACAUGGGAACUACUUCAAUACUGUUUAAAAAGUUGGUUGAGAGAUUGACCAUGCAAAGCUGGAAUCCAGUCAAAUAAGCUCAAAUAUUUUUUGUUGCGUGUGUGUGUUCACUACAUUAUUCCUAUACAUUCAUUGGUGUUAUUUCAGAGUUUCAAAUGGUUUUAAAAUGUGGAAAAUAGCAAUAAUAAAGAAUGAAUAGGUGUGCCAAACUUGUGACUGGUAGUGUACACAGCAGAUAGCUUGAUAUACAGCAGAUAGUUGUUAUACAUGCUUUUAUUUCUUCAAGACUAGAUUACUGUAAUACAUUGCUCUGCGGCAUUUCUCAAACUUCACUGUCACGUCUGCAGUUAGUCCAGAAUGCUGCUGCAAGUUUGUUGACCGGGAAAAAACAACAACAAUAUAUCCCGUGUUAGCAUCUCUUCAUUGGCUUCCAGUCAAAUUUAGGAUUCAAUUUAAGAUUUUAUUAUUUACUUUUAAGGGUUUACAUGGCAUGGCUCCUCCCUAUAUUACGGAUCUCCUUCAGCAACACACGCCUUGUAGACUACUAAGGUCGUCACAGAGUUUAUUUUUAACGAUCCCGAAGUCCCGUCUUAAGUCAAAGGGAGAUCGGGCCUUUUCAGUGGCGGCACCACGGCUGUGGAAUAGCCUUCCACUACAUAUCAGGUCUUGUACAUCAGUUCAUGUUUUUAAAUCUUAUUUGAAGUCUCACCUUUUUUCACUUGCUUUUAAUUGUGCUUAAUGUGGGUUCUUAUUUUAUGUGUUUUUUUUAUAUUUUAUAUAUUAUGUAUUUAUAUGAUCUGUUUUUGCUAUAAUGUGAAGCACUUUGGUCAACAUGUGUUGUUUUAAAUGUGCUAUAGAAAUAAAAUUGAUUGAUUGAUUGAUUGAUAUACUGCAUUAAUCACUGCAAUAAUGAUCCAAUCAUAGGCUCUUAAGUAUCUGCUUAUUUAAAUCCAAAUGGCGACAGUGUAUAUCAGCCGUUAUUU
Messenger RNA from Xyrauchen texanus (razorback sucker), 4266 nucleotides. Its product is annotated as adenosine receptor A1-like. Gene Ontology annotation, cellular component: membrane; synapse; dendrite. Lineage: Eukaryota; Metazoa; Chordata; Actinopteri; Cypriniformes; Catostomidae. The record is from RefSeq and is a predicted model, not a curated record. Gene Ontology annotation, biological process: G protein-coupled adenosine receptor signaling pathway. Gene Ontology annotation, molecular function: G protein-coupled adenosine receptor activity. The coding region runs from base 411 to 1337 and encodes 308 amino acids. The transcript has 2 exons.